Molecule: messenger RNA, 1679 nt
Organism: Daucus carota subsp. sativus
Lineage: Eukaryota; Viridiplantae; Streptophyta; Magnoliopsida; Apiales; Apiaceae
Product: probable indole-3-pyruvate monooxygenase YUCCA8
Exons: 3
Coding region: 105-1364 (419 amino acids)
Biological process (GO): auxin biosynthetic process
Molecular function (GO): NADP binding; flavin adenine dinucleotide binding; N,N-dimethylaniline monooxygenase activity
Source: RefSeq, a predicted model, not a curated record
ACACAAAAAAAAAACUUCUCCAAUUCUCAAAAAUUCAAACAAAUCUUCAACCCCCUUCAACAAAUCUACACCUUCAACAUAUUCCCCCCAAAAACCUCGGCAAAAUGUUUAGUUUCUCCGACCAAAACGACUUGUUUGCUCGUCGAUGUGUGUGGGUAAACGGCCCCGUGAUCGUGGGAGCCGGGCCUUCGGGCCUAGCCGUGGGAGCAUGCCUCAAAGAACAAGGCAUUCCUUGCGUAGUUCUCGAAAGAGCUGAUUGCAUUGCUUCUUUGUGGCAAAAAAGGACUUAUGAUCGCCUUAAGCUCCACUUACCAAAGCAAUUUUGCCAGCUUCCAAAACUACCCUUUCCUCAGCAUUUCCCCGAAUACCCCACCAAAAAACAAUUCAUAGAUUAUCUCGAAUCAUAUGCAAAUCAUUUUGGCAUUAAGCCGCAGUUUAAUGAGUCUGUGGAGUCUGCUAAGUACGAUGAGGCGUGUCGUUUGUGGCGCAUUAAGACUGUUUCUGUGCAGGGCUCUGUGAGGUCUGAAAUUGAGUACAUUUGUCAGUGGAUUGUGGUGGCUACAGGGGAGAAUGCAGAGCGUGUGGUGCCUGAGAUCGACGGAUUAGGGGACUUUCAUGGUGAGAUUAUUCAUGCUUGUGAGUACAAAUCCGGGGAGAAAUAUAGUGGGAAAAAAGUUCUUGUGGUGGGAUGUGGAAAUUCUGGCAUGGAGGUUUCACUUGAUCUUGUUAAUCACAAUGCUAAGCCAUCUAUGGUGUCACGUAGCUCGGUUCAUGUGCUGCCUAGAGAAAUAUUUGGCAGAUCUACGUUUGAAUUAGCAAUGAUGAUGAUGAAAUGGCUCCCGGUAUGGAUUGUUGACAAGAUUUUACUCCUGCUGACAUGGUUUAUUCUUGGCAACACCGAAAGCUAUGGAUUAAAAAGGCCUUCCAUUGGUCCAUUGGAGCUGAAGAACACUUAUGGAAAGACCCCUGUUCUUGAUGUUGGAGCACUGGAGAAAAUCCGAGCAGGCGACAUCGAAGUGGUUCCUGGGAUCAAGAAGUUCUCAAAGAACAUGGUGGAGCUUGUUAAUGGUGAAGAACUAGCCAUUGAUUCAGUUGUUUUGGCCACUGGAUACUGCAGCAAUGUCCCCAUCUGGCUAAAGGAAGCUGAGUUCUUCUCCAAAGCUGGAUAUCCCAAGACACCAUUCCCAAAUGGAUGGAAGGGAAACACUGGACUUUAUGCCGUUGGGUUUACAAAGAGAGGACUCUCUGGUGCAUCCUCAGAUGCCAUGAAAAUUGCUCAAGACAUCUCCAAAGUCUGGAAGGAGGAUCUUAAGCAGAAGAAACAGAAGGUCCCUACCCACAGAAGAUGCAUUUCAACCUUCUAAAUACGAACCCGAGACCCCUCCCUGCAUCGAGCUCUGAUAUACGGACACUGAUCAUAUACAUAUACAUAAAAAUACAAAUACACACACACAUAACUAAUAUACUUAAUUAUUUAUUAUACAUACAUGAACACAUACAGAUUUUUUUUUUUAUACAUGUAAAAAACACACAAGAAAGAACAGAUAGCAGACAUACAAGCCCUCUCCAAAAAGCCUGAAGUAUUUAAGAUUUUUGGGCAUUUUGUAAAUAGAGGAAGAUGAGGCUUUUCUUUUUUCUUUUUUGUUGUAUACAAAAGUUGUUUAUACAGUUUGUAAAAU